AUGUCACAGUACAUAGGAAAGACAAUCUCGCUCAUUUCCAACAAAGGAUUGAGAUAUGUUGGUUUAUUAGAGAGUAUCAAUGCUGAAGAUGCUACGGUGGCCUUGAAAUCAGUACGAAUGUUUGGUACCGAGGGGAGAUUAGCUGUUGUAGGACAACCACAUUUAGAAGUUCCACCAGGAAAUGAUGUUUAUGAAUAUGUCGUUUUCAGGGGUAGUGAUGUCAAGGACUUGAGUGUUUUGGAUAUUCCUAUUGAGGAGGUCAAACCCGUGUUGUAUCAUCAUCCUCAGCCACCUCCAAUGACGGUCUUUCAACCACCCCCUCCUCCUCCACAGCAGCAACAGCAACACCACCAAGGGUUCAGUCAGGGUCCAACUCCCACCCAGCAACAACAGCAACAGCAACAGCAACAGCAACAGCAACAGCAAUAUCCAUCACAAACUACAAAGACCGAACAGUAUCCAAGUCAAGACACUUCCCCAAAUGCAGCUCCUCGGCCUCCACAACCGGCACCUACUGCAUCACAACCUAUAGAGACGGCAGCGCCUACUGAUCAUCCAUAUUCUCCACCAAAACAACAACCAGAACCUACAAAGACUACUGCCGAGCUGGGUCAGGUUGCAACAAAGACGGAUGAAAACGAAGUUGCUGAUGCACAACCUCGUGAUACGCCAUCAUUAUCAAAAACGGCAGAAGAUCAUUCCGUGAAAGAGGGCUCGUCUUUUUUUGGUUUUGGAAGACGUAAUAAUGCAAGGCGGUCAAACUGGCAAUCGAACUCAACAACAACCCCUUCUUUUGAUGAGGAUUUUGAUUUCGAAAAGGCCAAUCUGAGAUUCCAAAAAAAGGCGUAUCACAAACCAGGACAGCAACAGGAAAAUGGACAAGACAAGGAGCAUGAUGAUGGUGAUAAUGAAGGUGUUGUUAAGCCUACAACAUAUGAUAAACAAACAUCAUUCUUUGACACAAUUUCUUCAUCCGCCACUGAAAAUCGGAGUAGGAAUGGUGAUCGUGGCGAAAUGAGAUGGGUUGAUGAAAAGAACAUGAAUAUGGAUACAUUUGGUGAAGCUGGAGCUCCAGGUGGCAGGGGAGGUAGAGGUAGAAAUAGAGGAAGGGGAAGAGGAAGAGGAAGAGGUGGCAGAGGAAGAAAAGAAGCUAAACCUGAAUGGGCUUGA
This is a messenger RNA of Lodderomyces oxycetoniae, 1170 nucleotides long. RefSeq lists its product as uncharacterized. The transcript has a single exon. Gene Ontology annotation, molecular function: mRNA binding. Bases 1 to 1170 code for a protein of 389 amino acids. Gene Ontology annotation, cellular component: P-body. Lineage: Eukaryota; Fungi; Ascomycota; Pichiomycetes; Serinales; Debaryomycetaceae. The record is from RefSeq and is a predicted model, not a curated record. Gene Ontology annotation, biological process: cytoplasmic stress granule assembly; P-body assembly.